This is a messenger RNA of Penicillium macrosclerotiorum, 1791 nucleotides long. Its product is annotated as glycoside hydrolase family 2 protein. Gene Ontology annotation, biological process: carbohydrate metabolic process; glucuronoside catabolic process. Bases 1 to 1791 code for a protein of 596 amino acids. Lineage: Eukaryota; Fungi; Ascomycota; Eurotiomycetes; Eurotiales; Aspergillaceae. The transcript has a single exon. Gene Ontology annotation, molecular function: carbohydrate binding; beta-glucuronidase activity. The record is from RefSeq and is a predicted model, not a curated record.
AUGCUCAAACCACAGGCAACUGCUUCCCGAGAGCUCAUCUCGUUGGAUGGCAUCUGGAACUUUGCUCUUGGGUCUCUGGAUACCGAUUCAGAUGACAUCUGCACCCGGAUUAUUCGCCCUGAGCUGCAGGUACCCGUGCCAGCCAGUUACAAUGAUAUCUUCGUCGAUACGAAGAUUCGUGACCAUGUGGGCUGGGUGUACUACCAGCGUCUCGUGAGGGUGCCGCGAGGCUGGACGGGCGGGAAAUACUUUAUUCGCGUGGACUCAGCCACUCAUCAUGGCCGUGUCUUUGUAAAUUCCCAGUUUGUGACUGAGCAUAGUGGUGGCUACACCCCAUUUGAGGUGGACAUAAGCCAUCUUGUUGCUGCAGGGGAGGAGUUUCGCCUGACUAUUGCUGUCAGCAAUGUCCUUACCAACCAAACUAUUCCGCCAGGCAAAGUCGAGACACUAGCCAACGGAAAGCAAAAGCAGCAUUAUCAACAUGACUUCUACAAUUAUGCUGGUCUGGCGCGAUCGGUAUGGCUUUAUUCAGUCCCGAUGUUGCACAUUGAAGAUGUCACGGUCACCACCGAUGUCUCCCAAACAAAGGGUAUCGUCAAUUAUCAAAUCAUUGCCAGUGAAACUCUAUCCACAGAGCAGUUCCGCAUCUCCUUGAUUGAUGAGGAGGGACAAGUUGUAGCUCAGAGCAGUGGGCGACAAAACCGCCUUGAUGUUGAUUCUGCUCACCUGUGGCAGCCCGGUGCAGCGUACCUCUAUCAACUCCAGGUUGAGCUCCUGAACAGCGGUGACAACGAAGUGCUUGACGUCUACAGAGUGGCAACUGGGAUACGUUCCGUGAGGGUCUCUGGUAUGCAAUUUUUGAUCAACGACAAGCCAUUCUAUUUCACCGGCUUUGGAAAACAUGAAGACCUGGCUAUCCGUGGAAAGGGGCACGAUCCCGCCUAUAUGGUCCACGAUUUCCAACUUAUGAAAUGGCUCGGAGCCAACUCCUUCCGGACGUCACAUUAUCCCUAUGCGGAAGAAGUAUUGGAUUAUGCCGACAGACAUGGAAUCGUGGUGAUCGACGAAACAGCUGCGGUGGGACUGAACCUGGCUAUUGUCGCGGGUAUUCUCGGAAACAAAGCACCGCCUACAUUUUCACCGGACACUAUCAAUGAGCACACUCAGAAUGCCCAUAAACAGGCGCUACGUGAACUAAUCUCUCGCGAUAAGAAUCAUCCAUGUGUGGUACUCUGGAUGAUCGCGAAUGAACCAGCAUCUGGUGAAAUUGGGGCGGUAGAGUACUUCGAUCCUUUGGUCAAACUUACGCGGAAACUCGAUCCAAGCCGUCCGAUAUGUUUCGCUAAUAUGGCAUUCAACCCAGUGGACCGAGAUUUGAUUACCAAUAUGUUCGAUGUGAUCUGUCUCAAUCGUUACUUUGGUUGGUAUAAACACACUGGUGAUUUGGACUUGGCAGAAGAAGCAUUAUAUGAGGAGUUGUCCAGCUGGCAGCAUAAAUUUGGCAAACCCACAAUCAUCACGGAAUAUGGCGCCGACAGCUUAUCAGGCCUCCAUGCUGUCAAUGAGGUUCCGUGGAGCGAAGAGUAUCAAGCUCGCUUAUUGGAGAUGUAUCAUCGCGUUCAUGACCGUAUCGACGCUGUUGUUGGAGAACACGUCUGGAACUUUGCCGAUUUUCAGACAACUUCUCAGAUCUUCCGUGUGGAUGGGAAUAAGAAAGGUAUUUUUACCAGAGAUCGACGUCCAAAAGCUGCUGCUCGUGUAUUGCGAGAACGUUGGACCAAAUCAAAUUAG